Molecule: messenger RNA, 6875 nt
Organism: Rhopilema esculentum
Lineage: Eukaryota; Metazoa; Cnidaria; Scyphozoa; Rhizostomeae; Rhizostomatidae
Biological process (GO): calcium ion import across plasma membrane
Cellular component (GO): plasma membrane
Molecular function (GO): protein binding; calcium channel activity
Source: RefSeq, a predicted model, not a curated record
AGUUAGAUUGACAAAAUGUAUUGCAGAGGUUUGUCACAGCAACCAAAGAAUUUCAUGAAAAUUUUUUUAAUCAGGUAAAUUUGUAGUCCACACCCUCACAACAAGGCUUGCCUCGCGACGGCCCUGACCCUCUACUUUCAAGUUAGGGGUCUGGAACACAGGCAACCAAUGAAUAGAACCCCAUCAAUUAAAAACUGACGAAGUUGGACGUGUUCAACUUCUUCAGUCAAAAACUGACGUUCAUUAAUACAUCAGUUUUUGUCAGUUUUUGCUAAAUAUACGAUCAAUUUUUGACUGAAAACUGUCAGUGAAAAACGAUAAAAACUGAUCGUGUAUUUCAGGCUUAAGUCCUUAAUCUUAUUUCUUUUCUUCUACAACUCAGCUUGUUAUUGUCCUCUUUAUUUCACCUGCUCUUGCAACGGUCCUCCAUACACACAAUCAUCCUAAUAGAAAUGAAAAAUGCCAGUCAACAUCUGUAUGGAAAAUCGUAAGCGAAAAGGGGGAUUCUAAGAAGGGGAAUGACUUUUUUGUCCCUGCCAAUAAAGUUUUAAUCCAUUUAAUGAGACAAAUAUCUUUAGGUUCUCUAUGUUGUGUUGUCGGUUUCAUUGAAUUAUCAUUUUCUCGAAACAGAAUCUAUGAUAUGUGGAUAGCAAACAGUGUUUAAUCGUGUGAGUAGCUUGCAAAAAGGAAAAUGUCUGUUCAGAGAGGUGUGUAGUGCUAGGGGCCUAGGGCCUAAGGGGGCAGCCCCCCUUUUUGAUGCCGGAAAUUGACAAGUUUCUACUUUUGCUAUUGCUUUUUACAACGUGUAUGCAAGGGCCCCCGUUGUUAUUUUGAGGCACAGGCACUACACCACCGUGUUCAGCCCACAAGCCAAAACCACUUGCUGGUUUAAAGAUCCUAAAUUGUCUCAAGUGGUUCACUACGAACUUAGAUUAUUGAGGUAGUCAGAAUGCUAUUUGGGUUCUGUGGAAACAAAACCAGACCAGGCCAGUUUACAAUGACGCUUGUCAGAUUCAGGUUACUGUUGUACAGGAUCUAUUCUUCGGUGUCAAUUGAAAGGGCCCAAUAAACCAGAUGCAAAGAUUCAAAAGAUUCGAUUCUUCAUAACAGGAAGCCAAGUUCAAGAAUAUGUUCGACCCCCCCCCUUAAAGCAUAUGUUCGACCCCUCCCCCUUAAAAGCAUAUCCUAACCCCCCUUUUCUUUAGGCGGAACUGAAAAUGUUCCAGCUCCUGCUGUUGCAUGUCGGUUAUAUAUUUUCAGUCUUGCUUCUCCUAACCCUUCCUUCUUUACUACCUUAAAAUCCGUGUUUCAGUCGAAAAAAUGCCACGAAUGGACCACUGCAGGGCCUCUGAAGAAGGGGGGCCGGGGGCAUGGCCCCCUUUUUUUGCAAAACAAGCUUUUUUAAACAUCAUAACAAAAAUUCUUUUGUUAUGAUUGUUAAAAUCUUCCUUGGCCCCCCCCUCCCACUUUCCAACCUGCGUCGGAGCCCAUGGACUGUUUAUUUACCAAUGUGAGAUACACACUGCCAAGACUCACAUAGUUAGUCCAUUGUUCAAAAUUUGCCGCGGGAAGAAGCAAAGCAACCAAAGCUAUUCCAGCGGUCCAGCAAGGCGUUUGACUAGUAAUUCUCUCGAGUAAAUUAUCGAAAAUGGCGUACCAGCAGGAAAGGCCAAGACGAAAGAAGUCCGUUUUUCAAGCAAUCGAAGUUUUAAGUAAUGCUGGAUUCGAAAUGGAAGAGCAAAGAAACGACAGAAGAAGUGAAAAUGUAAAUCCACAUCAUGGAAAAGUAGGAUUUGAACAUUUUGGAGAGCCACAUUCUAGAAAACAGUCCUCUAUUGAUGAUAUCAAGCAGCAGAUAUCUAGAACCAUUGCACUCAACGUCGUUAACCAAUGGAAGGAAUAUUGUUCUGAGCGGAGAGCUGAGAAGAACAAAACAGCUGUUUAUCGUAAAGGACCAGCACCCAUUGAGGACAGUGAGAGCCUGAAAAAAGCAAUAAACAAAUCAACUUACGGAACUCUUGACAGUGACGUCGAGGAACUUGAAUUCGAGGAAAAUCGAGUAAAAAACGGCGGUGUUGGAACCUUAGGCCGUGGGAAGAAAUCGGGCAAGAAAGGGUUCGGUGGCUCUUCCCUUGCCAGUUGUCGAGCCUUGAUAGUAUAUUUUUCAAAGUUAGCAAAAACAAGAGAUGAAGAGGAGCUAAUAGACUUAAAUUUUGUAGAAUCUCUGUUGCAAAGUGGGGCUGAUAUCAAUUUUUCUGACCAACAUGGCCAAACAAUUAUGCAUGAAAUUGCCAGAGCAUGGCACCCCGACGUUGCUAAAUUUGCCAUCCAAAAUAAUGCAGACGUAAAUAAAGCGGAUUUGUUUGGCAGAACUCCGCUGCAUUUGGCUGCAGCGGUAGAUUACGAUGAAAUGGUGGAGUUUCUUGUUCAAAGAGGGGCUGACAUGAACGCUAUAACUAAGGGUGAAAAUCAAACUCCGAUGCAUUAUGCUGCAAAGAACAAUGCCACGUCUACACUCAAAACGCUGCUUAAUCUUGGAGCAUUCAUCAAUGCAAGAGAUUACAAGAUGCGCACCCCGUUAUUCGUUGCUGCCGAAUCCGCGCGUUCUGAAGCUGCGAGAUUUCUCAUCGAACAUGGCGCACCAGUUGGCGUUUAUGAUGACAGCGGCACGCCUUGCCUCUCUCUCAUGAUCGAGAAGAUGCCACACAUCGCAAUUGAGGCUGUGGAACAGUUUCACAACAUCGACAGAGCUUUUAGAAAGCAUUUCUUUUACUUGAAUUAUUUGGAAAAAGAUUAUAAAUAUUUGGACGAUCCAGAGCCGAAGACAAAUCGUGAAAAGCGCGAAAAGAAAGAAAAGGAAAAAGAGGAAAAGCGAAUUAUGAAAGAAAAGGGAAUGAAGAAGCCCAAAAAGGAGAAAACGUUUGCGAAAGUACCAAUCGAGGUCAUACUUCAGUACAACCAACUAGAUUUGAUAAUGCACCCCGUCUUCCAGAAACUUUUAGACGUAAAAUGGAACCUGUUCGGUAAAUGGGGCACCUUCGGUCUCGUCGCUAUCAAUUUGUUCUACACGUUAAUCUGGACCGUACUCGGUAUCUUUUUACCCCGGCACGGAGAGAAAUAUUAUAGUCCAAUAUCGGAAACCUGGUGGAGACUGGUAUUGGAAGUCUUUGGCGUGUUAAUGACAGUAUACUUCAUUUUUUCGGAAAUAAGACAAGUUCGACAGGAGGAGCGGAACUACAACCAAUGGCGGCAAUGGCGAACAAGGCAAGUUGAAAGGGAUAUUGAUUAUUGUCACCCCCGGUGGCCUGAGGAAAAAAAGUACCUUGAUUCUGAGCUGCAGCAGAUAAGGACUUAUCAACGAACGUACUUUCGCGAUCCGUGGAAUAUAUUUGAGUGGAUAACUUACGGUGUAGUUCUUACGCUUGUUAUAACAAGAAUGAUGGCUGUCUUCUCGAGUAAUAAGACGGCGGAACAGAUUCAUCCUGGUGCCUACGCGAUGGGGCUUAUUGUAAUUUGGCUGCGUUUUAUGAGAUCUUGUCGCGCUUUUAGAAGCCUUGGGCCGUUCAUCGCUAUAUUGGGGUCUGUGAUUGCUGAUACGCUGAAAUUCGCCUUUCUCUUCUUUGAAUUCUUUAUUCCGUAUACGGUCGGCUUCUGGAUCCUGUUUGGCGGACCGGUGCAUGGAAAGCAAAUGGGUGAAAACAAAAAGGAUUGGCAAAACUUCAACGACUUGGUGUUUUCUGUGUGGCAGAUGACCCUCAUUGGUGAUUUUAACUGGGAUGGCCUAGUGGCAGUAAAUAGGCUGAUGGCACAGAUGUUAGUUGGCACAUAUUUUGCGUUGACUGGUGUUGUUUGUCUCAACCUCUACAUUGCUUUGUUGUCCGAUACGUUCUCGAGAGUGUAUGCCCAAGCUCAGGCCAACGCUGUCAUGCAGCAAGCCCAACUGGUUCUGCUUGUGGAGAAGUCACUGCCCAAGAAGAAAAAAGUCAAGUUUGGCCACUACAUGAAGAGCGAAUGCGGUCCCUUGGAAGUCUACUCCAGAGAUGAGGGAAAUUCACCCGACGAUCAUGAAAAUGAUAUGUUUGACAAAGUCGUUCGGCAAAUUUGCAAUAGGGUUGACCAGCUUGAAGACAGGUUAAAGGGGGCAGUCGGUCGUUGGAAGAUGGGCGACGAUGGUAGUCGCACAGGCAACGCAACCCCUAGCUGGAGAGGCAGUGGGUUCUUAGGGCCAGGUGGAGGUGGACAUGGUGGUGGACCAGGGGGAGGUGGUCCAGGGGGAGGUGGUCCUGGACAUGGGCCAGGAAAUGAACAGUUGUACCAACUCCUUGACACUCAGAACAAACAGAUGGGAGGUAUCAGGCAGGAGCUCGAAGAGGUGAAGCAACUAAUGUUCAAAAUGAUGAAAAUCUCCCCCAUACCAAGCGCGCCGUCGAAAUCAACAGUGCAAAUGCCAGGAGAGCCAACCAUCGAUGAAAUACGACUUGUACCAUCUUCCAGUCAUAACGUUUCCGAGCAAGAAAGGAGACAGACAUUCCCAAGAAGAAACAGCUCAAAUCAACAAUUUAUUCCACAAGGGAACGUGAACCAACCAUUUAUUCCGCAAGGUAACAACUUCUUUGGAUCACAUCCGCAAAGGACCCCUUCGGAUUCAAGAGAUGGGUAUGGUGACCAACGAGGCAGGUCGGGUCCCAGAGCCCGUAAUAAGCCUGUUAGCAGCAGUAGAGACAGUUUUGCAGAUUCGAAAAGCGGUUAUAUGACUGAGCCUGACCAAGGCGGGCAAGGAAAAAGGCGUAGAAGGCGCGGCGGCCGAGGCAAGAGAGGCACAUCUGUUGAAGGUGAUUAUGAUAGUGAUAUCAAUAGCACUGUUUCGGAGCAAAUGCCCAUGUUGGAUUUUCAGCAACAGGGGAAAGGUGGGAGACGGCGCGGCAGAGGAGGUAAGCCACUAACGGGUAGCUGGGAAGACAUACGGUCUGAGACAGACGCAUGAAGAAAUACCGCUAGCAAAAUUUCGCUGUUUUGGCCAAGGUGUUGACUAUGAAAUCGACGAUGAUGAGCAAAGCUUUGACUAUAUUAGUGGUAAUGUUGUCAUGAUUAUGUAGAGGAAAACCGAAAGUUUAGGGUAUGAAUUUGUUGUAUUCGAAAUGGGCGUUUCCUCUUUAAUUAGGAAUGGCGGAUUACCUUUACAAACCUACGCUGCAAGAAUUUAAGUACCUUCGAUUUGAUUGAUGGACACUCAUUCAUUUAUAUCUAGAUUUGUUGCUCUCGCUACAAGUUCCUGGAAUGUAAAAAGAGGCUUCUCUUUGUGUUUCUUAUAGACAGGGGUGGAAAAAGUAUUUUGUGUCCCCAAAAACGGAAACCAAAGAGCAUUAGUUUUUAUAGAAAGAUACUAAAACUGCAGGCAGACAUAUAUGACAGUUCUCUGUACUGCUAGUUUGUGGCACAAAAAAUAUUUAUCUUAACUACAAUCCCAGCAAGAAGGAUUUUUUUCCACCCCUGCUUAUAAAAAAAUAUAAAAUAUAGUUUAUGCAUGAACAUCAUGUGCGAUAAGCGAAAUAAGGCUGCAGCUACCCAAUGUUUCAUAUGAGACCCUUAUCUUAUCAGUCAUUUUCCAAAGCCUGCUUUGUGCGUCAAAUUAAUGAAAAAUUUACCCCUGAAAACAAUAUUAGAAACGUACCGUGAAUGGAGAUUCCGCGCGGAGUUUCCGAAGUCUUUACUGGCAUAUCCGAUGGUUUAACCUGUAUAUAAUUUUUUCAAUAGUGUAACGCAAGGCCAAACCAACGCGCCAAUCGAAAUAUCAUUGGGUAACUGUCCUAAGUCGAAUAUCAUGUCAUCUACUUCAAGCACUUUCAGAGUUUAUUAUUAGCUAUUAUUUUUUUAUUAAAAAAAUUAAGAAAAUUUAGAGCCCGUAGAUAAUUUUGUUUUGCAGGUAAUUUUUUCUUCAAAAGUCAGUGUUGGCGCAUUUUCAAGAGAUAACUUUUGAGCUUGAGACAAUUUGAUGCGAGCCUCAUGCUGGAUACGAGGAUGAAAUCUUUGCAAAUAAUAACAUGAUGAAAUCUUUGCAAAAUUUCAUUACAAAGAGAACCUUCUGCAAAAUUUUGACUGUAUUUUGGCAAUGAUUUUAAAUUCUGAUUUGCCUGUGAGGCGUGUCUUCAAAAAUUCUACCUUUGAAAAAUAUUUUCGUCUUAUCCGUCCUGGAAAUCCAACUCGGGGACUAGGGCGAGAAGGUGCUUGUGAAUCAUCAUCCUAGGCCUUAAAUCUAGUGCACAACACAACCGCUUUUGUUUCCUUUGAACAGUGGCUAGCCGCACUGCUAGGCCCAAGGAAAUAAUUUAAUGGAAACAUCCAAAUUGUUGUCAAUGCUACGUAUACCGUAAUGUAACUUUGAUAAUGAUUAUGGAAAAAAGUAUUUGUAGACUAGUGUUUCAGCCGCUGUAGUUUUUUAUUCAAAGAGUGCCAAAAACAUUUGUUAAUUAAUGCAUUUGAUGGCAAUGCGUAGGUCUAGAAUAAUUGCAAGUUUAUUCAACCAGUGUUUUCUGCAAAGAUUCAGCUGAGUUGAACAUAAACCUAUGCAGAUAAUAAUUUUUUGGGUCUAAACCUUGAUAAUCCUCGAUGAACCCAUAUAAUUGAUAAUCGAAGUUAUUUUUAUACCUCCCUUAGGGCCAUUAAAAUUCGGUCAAAUGAUCUAAUUUCAAAAUGGAACAAUUCAUCGUGGGUCUAGAAUUCUCUUUAUCUUCAUUGCCAUCUUGCCUCUCUUCAAUCUUAGUUUGUUUUAUUAUCCUAGAGCACAAUAGUGUAGAAUUUGCGAGUUAUAAAAUUUGUAAGUAAUUGGCAUCGUCUACUUUUAUAAAGGUUAUGGGGAACAUGAAUCAUUUUGUUUA